This is a messenger RNA of Erinaceus europaeus (western European hedgehog), 1326 nucleotides long. Its product is annotated as olfactory receptor 4C45-like. Lineage: Eukaryota; Metazoa; Chordata; Mammalia; Eulipotyphla; Erinaceidae. The transcript has a single exon. The record is from RefSeq and is a predicted model, not a curated record. The coding region runs from base 28 to 957 and encodes 309 amino acids. Gene Ontology annotation, biological process: G protein-coupled receptor signaling pathway. Gene Ontology annotation, molecular function: G protein-coupled receptor activity; olfactory receptor activity. Gene Ontology annotation, cellular component: membrane.
CAUAUUCCUGAAACUCCAGUGGAAUCAAUGGAAAAGAUGAACAAUGUAACUGACUUCAUCCUACUGGGACUGACCCAGAACCCGGAACUACAGAAACUCUUGUUUGCUGUCCUUUUAGUUGUUUACCUGAUCACACUGGCAGGUAAUCUGCUCAUCGCCAUCACCAUCUUCAUCAGCCCAGCCCUGGGUUCCCCCAUGUACUUUUUUCUCUCCAACUUGUCCAUUAUAGAUGGUUUCUACUCUUCUUCCAUAGCACCCAAAAUGAUCUUUGACCUGAUCUCUGAAAAGAACACCAUAUCCUUCAGUGGCUGCAUGACUCAGCUCUUUGCUGAGCAUUUCUUUGCUGCAGCUGAGAUCAUUUUGCUAAUUGCCAUGGCCUAUGACCGCUAUGUGGCCAUCUGUAAGCCCUUGCACUACAAGACCAUCAUGCGCCUCCCUGUGUGUGCUCUCCUCGUGGUCAUGUCCGGGAUGUUAGGGUUUCUACAUGCAGGGAUACAGCUGUUGUUCAUGCUUCAUUUACCCUUCUGUGGCCCCAAUGUCAUUGACCAUUUUAUGUGUGAUUUAAUACCUCUACUGGAGUUAGUCUGCACAGACACUCACACACUGGGGCCCCUGAUUGCUGCCAAUAGUGGGUCGCUAUGUUUACUCACUUUUUCUAUGCUGGUUGCUUCCUAUAUCGCUAUUCUGUACUCCCUGAGGAGCUACAGUGCUGAGGGACGACGAAAAGCCCUGUCUACUUGUGCCUCUCAUGUCACUGUGGUCAUCUUAUUCUUCGUACCAUGUACAUAUCUGUAUCUCAGACCCAUGACUUCUUUACCCACUGACAAAGCUGUGACUGUGUUUUGCACCCUAAUCACUCCUAUGUUGAACCCUUUAAUCUACACCCUCAGAAAUGCAGAGGUGAAAAAUGUUAUGAAGAAACUCUGGGGGCAGAAGAUAAAAAUUGAAGAUAAAUAAAUCUUGUGAGGGGGUCAGGCAGUGGUACAACAAGUUAAGCACACGUAAUACAAGGUGCAAGGGCCCAUGCAAGGAUCCAGGUUUGAACGCCAGGCUCCCCACCUGCGUGGGGUGUGUGUGGGGUGGGGGGUGGCGCUUCACAAGUGAAGCAGGUCUGCAAGUGUCUAUCUUUCUCUCUCGUGCUCUAACCUUCCCCCUCAAUUUAUCUCUAUCCUAUCAAAAAAAAAAAAAAAGCCACAGGAACAGUGAAUUCGUAGUGCUGGCACAGAGUCCUAGCAAUAACUCUGCAAGAAAAAUAAAUAAAUAAAUAAAUAAAUAUUAUGAUUGCAGAACUGAGACAAAAAAAUGUAAAUUAUUUUAUAGUAAUAU